Staurois parvus is the source of this 522-nucleotide messenger RNA. The record is from the annotation of a GenBank genome assembly. Lineage: Eukaryota; Metazoa; Chordata; Amphibia; Anura; Ranidae.
AUCAAGCACCUAGGCAUGCAGACUGCUUCUACAAACAUGUGUGAACAAAUGGGUCACUCUCAGGAGCUCAGUGAAUUCAAACAUUGUACUGUGAUAGAUUGCCACCUGUGCAAUAAGUCAUUCAGUUUAAUUUCCUCGCUACUAAUUAUUCCAUGGUCAACUAUUAGUGGUAUUAUAACAAAGUGGAAGUAACUGGGAACAACAGCAACUCAGCUACGAAGUGGUAGGCCACGUAAAAUAACAGAGUGGGGUCAGCUCAUGCAGAAGCACACAGUGCGCAGAAAUCGCCAACUGUCUGCAGAGUCAAUAGCUAAAGACCUCCAAACUUCAUGUCGCCUUCAGAUUAGCACAAAAACGGUGCAUAGAGAGUUUCAUGGAAUGGGUUUCCAUGGCCAAGCAGCUGCAUCCAAGCCUUACAUCACCAAGUGCAAUGCAAAGCAUCGGAUGCAGUGGGGUAAAGCACACCACCACUGGACUCUAGAGCAGUACUUGCCUGACUGCAUUGUGCCAAGUGUAAAGUUU